CACUCUACACGUUUAACUUCAGGCUCUACCGCGGUGCGACGCCAGCCUCAUAGAUAUUGGAGCCUAUCAGGUAAAGCAAGCCUCUACUUCAGACUCACUGACGAACACGUGGUAGACGCGGUCCCGUUCCCCAACGCCGCACUCUCUACAGGUGAGACACUCUACACGUUUAACUUCAGGCUCUACCGCGGUGCGACGCCAGCCUCAUAGAUAUUGGAGCCUAUCAGGUAAAGCAAGCCUCUACUUCAGACUCACUGACGAACACGUGGUAGACGCGGUCCCGUUCCCCAACGCCGCACUCUCUACAGGUGAGACACUCUACACGUUUAACUUCAGGCUCUACCGCGGUGCGACGCCAGCCUCAUAGAUAUUGGAGCCUAUCAGUUGAUGGUGUGCUGCUGUACACGGCCCUCGUAUACCAGGAGCCUCCGCUCAUCACCAAGAUCAAAAAGGAACUGGAGCAGCUUUUAAAGCACAGCAGCAGGAGCAUCAGGCUGAGUUAAGAGAAUCAGCGCAGAAUGGCCCUCACCAGGAUCCUGAUUGCUGGAGGGCUGCUACUCUGCCUCUACACACUCUGCUCCUCCACAGCAACGGCAGAGCCGUCGUUCCUGGUGACCUUCCCUGCCCAGAUGAGGUCAGCAUCCGAAGCCAAACUGUGUGCCAGCCUCCAGAGUCCUAACGAGACUCUGCACAUGUCCAUAUAUCUGACCACCGGAGACGAGAAGAAGAUGCUGCACCAGGAGACGUCAGACACAGACUUCCACCGCUGCGUCCACUUCCAGGCCCCAUCGGUAAAUAAAGACUCUGUGCAGAGUAUCAAAGUAGAGGUCCAAGGUCGUACAUCUCACUGGACUUCAGAGAGUCGGGUGAAGUUCAGGCCAAAACCUGAUCCUGUGACCUUCAUCCAGACAGAUAAACCCAUAUACAGUCCAGGCCAAACAGUGCAUUUCAGAGUGGUUACCAUGGAUACGGAAUUCAUUCCCCUUCAGCAGAAGUACAGCCUGGUGACACUUCAGGAUCACCGUGGCAACACCAUUGGCCAGUGGCUGAACGUGUCGUCGGAGCGUAAGAUGCUGCAGCUGUCUCACGCCCUCAACCCAGAGGCUACCCAGGGCUACUACAUGCUGUCUGUGACCGGAGAGCAGGGUACAGGGUCUCAUCAGUUUCAAGUGAAACAAUAUGUUUUACCCAAGUUUGACGUGACUCUCAACAGCCCAGAGUCAGUGAGUGUGGGAGCAGCAGAGAUCCGACUGCAAGCAUGUGCCAAGUACACGUUUGGGGCGCCUGUGCCAGGGAAGGCUACUCUGUCUUUGUGUCGAGAGACGGAUAUCCGAGGAUUUGGAGGCGAUGACGUUGAUCCCACACAAUCAGUAUGUUGGGAAGAACUGGUGGAGAUGGACAAGUCUGGCUGUGGCUGUUAUGUAUUCUAUAUGGCAACAUUUACACAGCAAGACUUGAACCAAAAACUGAGGGAUAUUCUAAUAUUCAAGGCCACAGUAGUUGAAGAAGGAACAGGUAUCAGUCGUUCAGAGGUCAAAAACAUAGAUUUGGACUUCUCUCUUGGGAAACUCUCCUUUGUUGAUACACCAAACGUAAUUGAGGACGGGGCAGUUAUGGAGGGCAAGAUCAAAGCGACCCAUUACAAUGACACUGGCAUCGCUGGGAGGAUGGUCCAUCUGUUCAAAGGUCCGAGAUGGAAUGCAGAACUUCUGCUGAACCUGACCACAGACUCCGUUGGAGUGGCCCAGUUCUCUCUCAACACAGCUCCUUUCCCAGGGGACUUUGAGCUCUUUGCCAGCCUAACUACAGACACCAACACAUACAGACCAUAUAACACCCCAUACUAUGACUCGGCAUCAAAGUCUGUGUCCAGAUUAAGAACAGCAUCUCCAGACUCGGCGUCCUCCAGCUCUCUGGCCAUAAUAGAUGACAAAAUAGAUGAUGCUCUUCAGUGUGGCAAAGACGUACCCAUCACCAUUAAGUACACCUUCACUGGGGAGACUUUCAACGCAGACUCUGUGGAUGUCAUUUAUAUGGUUUUAUCAAGAGGACAGAUUGUUCAUCAUGGUUUUGCUGAAGCUUCAGUGAAGGGUUCUCCACCAGUAACUCUGGGUGAGGUUUCCUUCCAGUUGUCCGUCAGUGCUGAGAUGGCCCCCUCAGUGCAGGUCCUGGCCUACUGUGUCUUACCCAGUGAGACGGUUCUGGCUGACAGCAAAACCUUCUCAACGGAGAAGUGCUUCAUAAACAAGGUGUCGGUGCAGUUCUUCCCCCCUAAAGCGGUUCCUGGAGAGAAGAGCUCCCUGCAGCUGUCCGCCCAGCCUGGCUCUCUCUGCGGCCUCAGCGCUGUGGAUCAGAGCAUCUUCAUCCUGGAACCUGGGAAACGCCUGAACGCUGACAAGGUUUUUGAUCUGUUCCCGCCGAUGGACUCAUUUGUGGAUUAUGAAGUUGAAGAUCCAGUAGAGUGUCUGAAAGUGAGACCGCGGCGAUCUUUGUACUAUCCUCCGGGACUCUCUGCAACUGAUGCCUUUGCAGCUUUCCAGAGGUUGGGGCUGAAGGCUGUAACUAACCUGGUUUUGCGGACACCAGACUGCUUACUGUACCGGGGGGAGACGUACCACAAGGGAUUCGGGUAUCCGUAUCGCAAGGUGGCCUUUGGAGUUGCUGGAAAUGCUGCACCAGAUGCUCCAGUGCCGGAAAGUGUUGGUGUGACUGUUCGUACAAUCUUCCCUGAGACGUGGAUCUGGGACCUGGCAGAGGUCGGGGGGUCUGGAGAAACACAAGUCCCUCUCACUGUCCCUGACACCAUCACCACCUGGGAGAUGGAGGCGUUCUGCCUGUCCCCCCAGGGCUUCGGUCUGGCCCCACCAGUUCAGCUCACAGUGUUCCAGCCCUUCUUCCUCGAGCUCUCCCUGCCCUACUCCAUCAUCCGUGGAGAGACCUUUGAGCUCAAAGCAACAGUUUUCAACUACCUGCCCAAGUGCAUCAUGGUCACAGUGACUCCAACCCCUUCAUCAGACUUCACUCUGACCCCCUCCUCUGAUGGCCAGUACUCCUCCUGUCUGUGUGCAGAUGGGAGAAAAACCUUCAAAUGGACGCUAGUGCCCUCUGUACUCGGAGAGAUGAGCGUGACUGUGAGUGCGGCCGCUGAGCCGUCUCGGACUCUGUGUGGCAAUGAAGUGGUGACCGUCCCAGAGAGAGGCCGCGUAGACGCAGUCACUCGCUCCCUCAAGGUCAAGGCGGAAGGAACCGAGAAGGCAAGAAGUUUCAGCUGGCUCUUAUGUCCAAAGGGGGGCGCCCUGACGGAGGAGGUGGAGCUGACACUCCCAGGGGAUGUAGUUAAGGGAUCAGCCAGAGCCUCUGUGUCUGUGCUAGGAGACAUCUUAGGUCGUGCUCUGAAGAACAUCGACAGCCUCCUGCAGAUGCCUUAUGGUUGUGGGGAGCAAAAUAUGGCCGUCCUCUCCCCAAAUAUCUACAUUCUGCAGUACCUGCAGAACACUGGCCAGCUCACUGCAGACAUUAAGGAGAAGGCCACCAACUUCCUCAAAAGCGGAUACCAGAGGCAGCUGAACUAUAAGCAUCCUAAUGGAGCAUACAGCACGUUUGGAACAGGAGAUGGAAACACAUGGCUCACUGCAUUUGUGUUGAGGUCGUUUGGAAAAGCAAAGUCCUUUGUCUACAUUGAUCCAAAAGUUAUAACGGAUGCGAGCACUUGGCUUGGAGGAAACCUUCGACCAGAUGGUGUUUUCAAUAUGCAGGGGAAACUCUUCAACAACAGAAUGAAGGGGGGUGUAAGCGAUGAUGUAACAAUAACAGCUUACAUCGCUGCAUCAAUGCUUGAGCUGAAUAUGAGCACUGUUACGCAAGAAACCAUGAGGUUCCUGAAGUCCUCCGCCAGUGACCGCUCCAACACCUACACCACCGCUCUGCUGGCCUACACCUUCAGCCUCGCUGGGGAAGCAGACCUCCGAGCUGAGCUGCUGAAACACUUGGACAGCGUAGCGACCUCUGCUGGGAGUCUCCUGCACUGGUCUCAGUCCUCAUCAGAGCAAGCUGAUUCCCUGGCAGUGGAGACGAGUGCUUAUGUGCUGUUAGCUGUUCUCACCAAACCCGCCCUGACGGCUGCAGACCUGGGCUAUGCUUCCAGGAUCGUCAACUGGCUGGUGAAGCAGCAGAAUCCGUAUGGAGGCUUCUCUUCCACACAGGACACGGUGGUGGCACUGCAGGCUCUGGCUCUGUAUGCCACCAAGGUCUUCAGCCCACAUGGCUCCGGCACAGUGACCGUGCGGUCAGCAGGGGGCGACACACACCAGUUUGAUGUGAACCAGCACAACACACUGCUGUACCAGGAGAGGGCGCUGCGCCACGUUCCUGGGAAGUACAGCGUGGACGUGAAGGGCUCUGCAUGCGCUUCUGUGGGGGUCGCUCUCUUCUACAACAUCCCCACUCCCAGUAAACAUUCAACCCUGAGCAUUAAGACUCAAGCCAAGCCUCUGACUGAGGGACAGUGCAACAAGGCCGAUGGGCAACAGGCCUUCAGCCUCCACAUCACAGUCCAAUAUAACGGACCACUGCAGAGCACGAACAUGGUGAUAAUAGAUGUGAAAAUCUUAUCUGGCUUCACUGCUGACGCUGAAAAACUUCAGGGCAGCAUGUUUGUGGACCGAGUUGACAGGAAAGAUGACCACAUCCUUGUGUAUCUGUCAGAGGUUCGAAAGGAUAUACCUGUUGACUACGAACUGACCAUCCAACAGGAUUUGCCAGUCACCAACCUGAAGCCAGCAGGGGUCAAGGUGUAUGACUACUACCAGACCAGUGACCAAGCUGAGGCUGAGUACUCCUCCCCUUGUGCAGGUCAGGGGACAGCAGAAGGAAGAGGUCAUUAAGUGGAAAUUAUUUUGACAUUUCAACUCUUUAACUUGCUGAUGUGUUUGAUUGUAUAUCUGUAAUAAAUACUGCAAUCCUA
This is a messenger RNA of Alosa sapidissima (American shad), 4963 nucleotides long. Its product is annotated as alpha-2-macroglobulin-like protein 1. The record is from RefSeq and is a predicted model, not a curated record. Lineage: Eukaryota; Metazoa; Chordata; Actinopteri; Clupeiformes; Clupeidae. Gene Ontology annotation, cellular component: extracellular region. The transcript is spliced from 37 exons. Bases 519 to 4883 code for a protein of 1454 amino acids. Gene Ontology annotation, molecular function: endopeptidase inhibitor activity.